This is a messenger RNA of Solea solea (common sole), 5223 nucleotides long. RefSeq names its product SH3-domain GRB2-like 1b (gene sh3gl1b). The record is from RefSeq and is a predicted model, not a curated record. Lineage: Eukaryota; Metazoa; Chordata; Actinopteri; Pleuronectiformes; Soleidae. Gene Ontology annotation, molecular function: protein binding. Gene Ontology annotation, biological process: synaptic vesicle uncoating. The transcript is spliced from 10 exons. Gene Ontology annotation, cellular component: glutamatergic synapse; presynapse; cytoplasm. Bases 339 to 1439 code for a protein of 366 amino acids.
AGAUUUUCGCUGCUCCUCAAGUAUUACUGUUUCCCAGACUGUUCUUGUUUUUAUACACACUUCACUGUAGCGCCACUAUAGUAGAUUGUGGAGGUUGUUACGCUGUUUUUUGCACAGUUUUCCCCGGUGACGGACAAACAGACAAGUGGGGGAGAUAGAUUCCCCCUCGACGUGGACGUGGUCAGUUGGCGUGUCCCGACAGUGACGGCGGCGGCGGCUGUGUGUGCAGUCCUGAACACUUCUGCACUGAACCCCCCUUCUCUAACAAACUGUAUCGCUCACUUAAGUUCCGCUCGUGACCUAGUUUUACACAUUUGGAAGAAAAGCCGGGGUUCAAGAUGUCUGUAGCGGGCUUGAAGAAGCAGUUUUAUAAAGCCAGCCAGAUGGUAAGUGAGAAAGUCGGCGGUGCAGAAGGAACUAAACUAGAUGAUGACUUCAGAGAUUUGGAACGGAAAGUAGAUGUGACCAAUAAAGCAGUAGUGGAGGUCAUCUCCAAAACAUCAGAAUACCUUCAACCCAACCCUGCGUCUCGGGCCAAACUGUCCAUGUUGAACACUAUGUCCAAGAUUCGUGGUCAGGUGAAGAACCCAGGUUAUCCUCAGGCAGAAGGGCUGCUAGGAGAGUGUAUGACCAAGUAUGGACGGGAACUGGGUGAAGAGACAAGCUUUGGUGGAGCGUUAGUAGAUGUGGGAGAGUCCAUGAAGAGAUUAGCAGAAGUCAAAGACUCUCUAGACAUCGAUGUCAAGCAGAACUUCAUUGAUCCGUUGCAAGGACUCAGUGACAAGGACCUCAGAGAGAUACAGCAUCACCUCAAGAAGCUUGAAGGCCGCAGACUGGACUAUGACUACAAGAAAAAGCGUCAGGGCAAGAUCCCAGAUGAGGAGGUCCGACAGGCUCUGGAGAAGUUUCACGAGUCAAAGGACGUGGCAGAGAACAGCAUGUACAACCUGUUGGAGAACGAUAUCGAGCAGGUGAGCCAGCUCUCCUCUCUGGUAGAGUCCCAGCUGCAGUACCACAGACAGGCUGUGCAGGUGCUGGAGGAGCUUUCUGACAAACUCCGAGAAAGGAUGAGUGACGCGCAGACUCGACCGAGACGUGAAUACACACCUAAACCCAAACCUAUCUACGACUUUGACAACAACCAUUCAAACGGUGGAUACUCGACCUCAAUGGCCCCUCCACCCUCGUUUAACUCGGAGUCGUCUUUUCACUUGGCCAGAUUGUCUUUUCGGAAACCCGGAUUGUCCCCGGAGCAGCCGAGCUGUAAGGCGCUGUACGACUUUGAUCCGGAGAACGAGGGCGAGCUGGGCUUCCGCGAGGGCGACAUCAUCACCCUGACCAAUCAGAUCGACGAGAACUGGUACGAGGGCAUGCUGAACGGCCAGUCGGGAUUCUUCCCCCUCAACUACGUCGAUGUCCUCGUCCCGUUGCCUCACUAAUACAAGACACAGCUGAGAGGAGAGAGAGCGAGAGAGAGAGAGCGCGAGCAAAGUUAGCAGAGAGAGGGAAGAAAGUGAAGUCGAGUGCUGGUCCGCAGAAAAUUCAUUUUCACCUUCAGCUCCAGUGUCAUCCUCGCUGACGAGCACUUUUUUUGUAGAGUUCUGGGGAAGAUGCUUUCAUUUCAGAGUCCAGAAAAGAAUAUUCAACAAAAGGUAAAAAAGGAAUCAAAUCGUCUCAAAAUGUCGGAAACAUUCAGAAGCAAUAUUUCCACUUUAACCACAAAUUACUGCUAUUGCUAUAGUGAAGAGAAUUGUAUGGGAUGUGUUGGUGAUGACGACUGGAAUGAUUUGUUAGUUUCAUGUGUUUAAAUCUCAGGUUGGUCACAGGGUCAACAGUCCGUUUUCAGACUGGACAGACCAACUGCACGCCUCACACUUCAAACCAUGUAACCUGACUGAAUAUGAUCAUUUCUAAAGUGGAAACUUCCAACUGUGCAGCUCCUGGCGCCACCUGCUGGUGUGACAGAGAACAAACUGCACAUGUAAGAAAAGAAAUGUAGUCACAGUUGGACCUAAAAUGACCCACUGAUGAGAAAAAGAAGCCAAAAUCAAUGCGUUAUUUCUGAUUUAGAGUGUUUGGACCAAAUUUUUACCUUUUUUUUUCUUCAGUUAUCCACUGAAAAUGAUGAUUGGCUUCACAAGAAAGUGGGUUUUCUUUAUCAUUUCAGUAUUAGAUUAAUAAGUUAGUCUCAGUUUCCUCCUGUAGAUCUCCUGAGUGCAGCGAGUACGUUCUUGCACCUUGGUCGUCAGAUGAGAUUGAUAGACUGUGUGUGUGUGUGAGACAGAUGAUUAACUCCACCGUUAUACAUAGACCCAAAGUUAAAUGCAGACAUUGCACCUGUUUUUUUUUUUGUUCUUUAGUCACAAGCGUGUGUAGAAAUGCAGAAUGAUUUGUGGUUUAGUGGUGGUCUUUAAUAUAAGAGACAGAGCCAAGAAAAAAAGAGUCUUUAUGAAAAUGCAAUAGCAACAUAUCACUCUGAGUGCGUCGGGGUUCUCAAACAGCCAUAUAAUCAUUUAGUUUCAGGCCUGUUUGUCUUCCUGUGUCCUUUUAUUUUGAAAGUCUUGUGACUCCUGUUUCAGGCGUCCACGUAAAAAAAAAAACCUUGACUACACGACGCUGCAGGCAGCGACGCAGUAACCUACUGUCCCACUCUGUCUGUCUGUCUGUCUGUCUGUCUGCCUUCAUGUGUUGGAGAAUGUGAAACUCAUUUCAGCUUGGAACGCUUCGUCUUUUUAUUCUGAUGGUUCGCGCCAUUGAUUCUGUUUCUUGUUUUAGUCUUUUUUUCUUGUUUCGAUAGAACCACAGGACACACACACCUGCAGUGGUUUGGAGUCUAACGCAGCGUUGAUUUCGACAGAUGCGAGGGAAAGUCCCGGAGUGAAAAGGGAAAACAUCAAGGGAAAUAAAGUGAAAGUAAAGUAGAAAGUGCCUUAGAGAGCAUUUACCUCCGCCAAACACUAAAAACCUGGAUUCUUCCUGUGCAAUAUUUGUCAAGGAAUUCCUAAAGGAAUCUCGCCAGGGCAGUUGUGCGUUUGUUUUUGUACCAUUUGUAAGAUGCAGAUGUUUACCGUCAGCAGAUAUUAAUGAACGUUCUUCUCUUCAGCGUUUUCUUCUUGUGCCACUGAAAACAACGUCCACGUCCAGUGAAAGUCAGUCUUAUAUUAGGACUGGAUCUGAGGAAAAUAUCUCUAAUAUCUUAGCGAACAAUGUAAAAGAAUAAAGAAAGAAUUUAAUAAGUAAAUUGCAGCAUUUGCAGUUUAAUAAUGGCCUGGUUUCAAAGAGGGAUUUUGACUUAAAGGUCCAGUGUGUAAUAUCUUGGAGUCGGUUACCCAUUAGUACAUUUGUAUCAGUGAAAAAUAACAUUAGUCAGGGUUCCCACGGGUCCUUGAAAUCCUUGAAAGUUUGUAAAUUUGAAAAAAAAUAUUUCAAGACCCUUGAAAGAUUCUGAAAUUCGCCCUUAAUAGACAUGGAAAAGUGGCUUGAAAGUGCUUGAAUUUUGUGAGAAAGAAAGAAGUUGAUAUUUAGGUAAAUGUCUCCCUUGUUUAUUACGACGCCACCUACUGGUUCAUGCCCUGCAUUGCUUAAUGAACGUAGCCUGGGCCUAGUGAUACCAUGAUAUCAAUGAUCAGGAAUAGAAAUGUGGGUGGUGUCAUUUUUCCAUCACCGUUACACUGUAAUCAGUUUUAACAUCAUAAUUAAAAGUGUAACCUAAAACACUGUCUGUUUAUGUGUGACAGGUACGAUCAAAUCUUCUCUUCCAAAGAAGUUUAGUUUGUCCAUUGUGGGCUACUGUAAAAACAUGGUGGUUUAAAAACAGUUAUCAGCUGCAUCUCACUGUUAUUUUCAUAAUCGAGCACUUGUUUAGAUCCAGAAAAGGUCUGUUUUUGUUUAAUGAUUUAUUUAUUAUACGUUGCAAAGAAACCAGAGAAUAUUCACAUUUAAGAAGCUGAGAAAUCAGCAAAUCUUAAAAAAACAACAACGCUCAAACCGAUGAAUCGAUAAUCAAAAUGGUUGACAAUUAAUUUAGAAGAAUUGAUUAACGAUCGAUGAAUCAAGUAAUUGUUUCCGCCCUAAUAUCAACAUAACAGGAAAACAGCUCAUACAAUCAGCUGAUUGUACACUCAAAGAGUCGAGAGGUUCUACUUUUGCCAAAUUAAUUUCACCAGAAUGUUACACACUGGACCUUUAAAUAAAUAAAUAAAUAAAUAAAUAAAUAAAUAAACAAACAAGUAUCCUCCCUGUAAUAGAGAGGAUGUAAUGUAAUGUAAAUGUAAUGUUUGUGUAAACGACAGUGAAACCUAAACUCCAUGGCGGAGGUAAGUAUUUUACAGAAGUUUUAAUAGUGAAUGAGAACGUGUUUGUGCCACAUUAACCCUCGUCCUUCACUCCACACUGUCAGACAUGACAUGUCCCCUCCCCGGUCCCCCGUCCGUCCCCCGUCUCCCUCACUCUCCCCCCCGAGUUUGCUCCAUGUCUACAUGUUUACAUCUGUGAUCUUACUACAUUUCAAUGCUUGUAUCCAGUUCAAGGCAAAGUUAAAGGACUGUAGGGGGCGCUGUCUGGGUCACACUGUAAUGAAAACUUUUUCAAAACAAAAGAAAGAAUAAGAGUCCUUGCUCGCUUUGUUCCAGUGCCUUUGGUAAAAGGAAAGGAGGGAAAGAACCGCGACUAAUACACCAACCAAAACCUAACCUUGCUACUUUCUUUUUUUUCUUUUCUAAUUUUUGUUUUUUAUUUGUAGCCGUUGGCACUUUUCCUGUGUAAAGAUGAAAUGCAUGAGUGCACAUUUCUGCACAUUUAUGACACUACAACAUGUUGUGUUUAGCGGACGUGAGUUUUAUCAACAAACCACCAGUGGAAACUGCUCUUAAUGUAGAAUUUAAUCCAGAAAUAAAGUGAUGGUCCCACUGAUUUCUUCUUUUAAAGGGCUAAGCUUUUGUUUAAUCAGUCUUAAAAAGAAAAACAAAGAUAAAAAAACAUUCUGGCUCUUUAUAGUAUUAUUUUUUUAUAUACGAGACCUUUUAAAUGAAUCUUUGCAUGUAGUCAUAUGUUACACAUUGUAUAUGUUUGUCUUUAGAUUUAAGUUGCCUUUUUACUUUUGGUAUGAGCACAGACUUUAAACGCAAUAUUUCGUCUUUUAUUAUCAAAGUAUUUGUACAUGCUUCUGUCCUGUCCUCCCCCACCUCUCCCCCCAUUCUUACAAUAAAUAAAAACAGAAAAAUG